CACAGCCUCCGACAUGCAGAACGACGCCGGAGAGUUCGUGGAUCUGUACGUGCCCCGGAAAUGCUCUGCGAGCAACAGGAUCAUCGGGGCCAAGGACCACGCGUCCAUCCAGAUGAACGUGGCCAAGGUUGACAAGGUUACAGGCAGAUUCAAUGGCCAGUUUAAAACCUAUGCAAUUUGUGGAGCAAUUCGUAGAAUGGGGGAAUCUGAUGACUCUGUUCUCCGACUGGCAAAAAAAUGAUGGUAUUGUUUCAAAGAACUUCUAAUUGAAGAAAUCUUGUGAAAAAUGUCUUAAUAAAUUAGA
Molecule: messenger RNA, 304 nt
Organism: Trichosurus vulpecula (common brushtail)
Lineage: Eukaryota; Metazoa; Chordata; Mammalia; Diprotodontia; Phalangeridae
Product: 40S ribosomal protein S21-like
Exons: 1
Coding region: 14-241 (75 amino acids)
Biological process (GO): translation; endonucleolytic cleavage in ITS1 to separate SSU-rRNA from 5.8S rRNA and LSU-rRNA from tricistronic rRNA transcript (SSU-rRNA, 5.8S rRNA, LSU-rRNA); endonucleolytic cleavage to generate mature 3'-end of SSU-rRNA from (SSU-rRNA, 5.8S rRNA, LSU-rRNA)
Cellular component (GO): ribosome; cytosolic small ribosomal subunit
Molecular function (GO): structural constituent of ribosome
Source: RefSeq, a predicted model, not a curated record